Messenger RNA from Melampsora larici-populina 98AG31, 1029 nucleotides. RefSeq lists its product as uncharacterized. The record is from RefSeq and is a predicted model, not a curated record. NCBI's taxonomy places the organism in Eukaryota, Fungi, Basidiomycota, Pucciniomycetes, Pucciniales, Melampsoraceae. The transcript has 3 exons. Bases 1 to 1029 code for a protein of 342 amino acids.
AUGGUUGAAACUAGAUCCAAACAACCCGAAUCUACUCAGGCCAACCCUGCCGCCAAAAGCAAGUCCAAAACCAAAGGUUCAUCCAAGAAGCGUCAACCCCAACCUCCUUCUGGACGUAAAAAACAAAAGCAACAAUUAGUGGAAGAUGAUGCUGAUGAGAGUUUCCAUAUCGAUUCUAAUGAUGUCAAUAAUCAACCUAGGGAUGAGCCCAACCUCACUUGUCGCGAAGAAGCAGAAGAAGAUGAAUCAGCUCCACCUGCGGUUUUUCUCUCUCGCUUUCCUGGACUCGAGCUAGGCGACUUUGAAAAGCAAUUAGAUGAUUGGACACUGGUUUCACUUCGCCAGGCUAUUUCCAAACAAGCAUCAAAAAGAAGUAAAGCACCUGGCGAGAUUCAAUUGUUGGUUCGUAUUCGUCUCGAGUAUGAAAAAAGGAUGCUCAUGGCCGCACUCAUGGGUGCAGUUCCCAAGGUGGUGAUCUGGAAUCUUGUUGGCAAAGGCUCAAAGCAGGGUCAUGCAAAUCCAUGGAUACGCUUUCUAGCAUUUGGCCUUCCAGCAUUAGCCGAAAAAGUCCCCGAGUCGGGUGAUAGUGAAGGUUGGACUCGACGAAACAAGAAAGUUUCUGACUUAUGGAAAAAACUUAGCAAAGACGAGAAGGACGUCUUUCGAGACCCUUACUUCUUUGCACUGGCCAAAUUACCCAACCUUUCUACUCUACCAAUGGACAUCACCAAGCCGGCCGAAGACGGAGGAGAUACAAGCCUUCAGCACCUCAAUGAAUCGAUGCCUGCUCCAACUGUUCACAAAUUGACAGAUGAACAAAAAACAAAGUAUAUGCCGUUGUUUGAAAAGCUGGUCGAUGUCGAGAAGCUGCACCUGUGUCACGGAAAGCCCAGUCCCUCAACUCCAGUCGCUACUAUUCAACAAAAGUCUUUAGUAGAGCUACGAAAAGCCCAUCACACUGUAAGAAGCAUUUGUUUCCAUCUGGAUUUCUUGCCUAUAUCUAUUGUCACAUUGACUACAUAUACUUGA